Molecule: messenger RNA, 270 nt
Organism: Cooperia oncophora
Lineage: Eukaryota; Metazoa; Nematoda; Chromadorea; Rhabditida; Trichostrongylidae
Source: the annotation of a GenBank genome assembly
AUGAACGAGCUGUUCGCUAACUAUAGGAAAGAAUUAAGGCCAGUGAAAUCGCCUGAUUCCGGACCAACAAACGUCACUGUUCAGCUGUAUUUCAAGCAAAUUCAGAAGGUCCAAGAAAGCGAUCAAAUCAUCACCAUUUAUUGUUGGUUAGAAGAGUACUGGUACGAUGAGUUUUUAACGUGGAAUCCAGAGGAAUUUGGCGGCGUCAAAGAACUUCACAUACCUUCGCAUAUGAUCUGGCGACCGGAUCUGCUAGUGUACAAUAAGUAA